This is a messenger RNA of Syngnathus acus (greater pipefish), 2317 nucleotides long. RefSeq names its product histidyl-tRNA synthetase (gene hars). Gene Ontology annotation, biological process: histidyl-tRNA aminoacylation; mitochondrial translation. Gene Ontology annotation, molecular function: identical protein binding; histidine-tRNA ligase activity; ATP binding. The transcript is spliced from 14 exons. Gene Ontology annotation, cellular component: cytoplasm; mitochondrion. Lineage: Eukaryota; Metazoa; Chordata; Actinopteri; Syngnathiformes; Syngnathidae. The record is from RefSeq and is a predicted model, not a curated record. The coding region runs from base 414 to 1982 and encodes 522 amino acids.
GCGCCUCAGGUCGUGCAGGAGCCGCUGAUCGUGUCUUGACGAGGGUUUUCCGACACAGACGUUAAGUGUGGGUGUCUAGCUAAAAUACACAUUUGACGAACAAUGGAAGGAAAAACUCAGAUCCAAGAAGCAAUUAAAACUCAAGGUGACAUGGUUCGUAGGAUGAAGUCCGAGAAGGCAAGCAAAGAGGAGUGAUAGGGUUGCUUACCACUUUUCUCCUGUUCUUCCUGCCUGACCGUUGGUGUCCUGCUGGCCAUUCACGGAAUAUAUUGACCAUCUACGGAAUACGUUGUACCAACUGGCUCCUUCAUUACUUUGAAUGGCUUUUGGGUUGGCUGCCACAAUACCAUUGGAUGAUACACUCCUGAAUUUUGGUUUAUUUUUGACACGGUUUUGUGCCCUGUGUUCUUGAAAUGAACAUGUUCGCCAUGUUUGCUGUCCGGACCCACUCUGCUACUGUUGGCUUCCUACUCGCAAACUGUGCCAAAUCUCAAUGUUCUUUGAUGGGAAUCACUGUGGCUCAGGUUGACAAAGAAGUUGCCAAACUUCUACAACUGAAAGCGCAAUUGGGAGGAGAUGAUGCAAAACAUCAGUUUGUUCUUAAAACAGCUAAGGGAACGAGAGACUACAACCCUAAGCAGAUGGCAAUAAGAGAGAGAGUUUUUAACACCAUCAUCAGCUGUUUCAAACGCCAUGGAGCAGAAACCAUCGACACACCUGUUUUUGAACUAAAGGAGACCCUGACAGGGAAAUAUGGUGAAGACUCCAAACUCAUCUAUGACCUUAAAGACCAAGGAGGAGAGCUGCUGUCCCUUAGAUAUGACCUCACCGUGCCAUUUGCUCGUUACCUGGCGAUGAACAAGAUCACCAACAUCAAGCGCUAUCAUAUUGCUAAGGUUUACCGCCGUGAUAACCCUGCUAUGACCCGUGGACGCUAUCGAGAGUUUUACCAAUGUGAUUUUGACAUUGCUGGCCAGUAUGACAGCAUGGUUCCAGAUGCUGAGUGCUUGAGGAUUGUCCAUGAAAUCCUCAGUGAGUUGGACCUUGGGGACUUCCGCAUCAAGGUCAAUGACAGACGCAUCCUUGAUGGGAUGUUUGCUGUGUGCGGUGUUCCAGGUGAUAUGUUCCGUACUAUCUGUUCAACAGUGGACAAAUUGGACAAGAUGCCAUGGGAAGAUGUCAAGAGAGAGAUGGUGAAUGAGAAAGGCUUAUCAGAGGAGGCUGCUGACAAGAUUGGGGAGUACGUCAGUCUGCAGGGCGGAUUGGACCUAGCAGAGCGCCUCCUUCAAGACCAGAAAAUGUCUGGGAGUAAGCAAGCUUGUGCAGGUCUAUCAGACAUAAAACUGCUCUUCAGCUACUUGCAACUUUUUCAGGUUACAAACAAGGUGGUGUUUGACCUCAGUCUAGCUCGAGGUCUGGACUAUUAUACAGGAGUUAUCUAUGAAGCAGUGUUGUCUCAUGCAGGUAUAGAGUCAUGUUCCACUGAAGUUCGAAAUGGUUCACCUGCUGAUGAGUGUGUUAGUGUGGGCAGCGUUGCUGGAGGGGGUCGCUAUGAUGGGUUGGUUGGCAUGUUUGACCCCAAUGGUAAGAAAGUACCAUGCGUUGGUGUCAGCAUCGGCAUUGAGAGAAUCUUCUCGUACAUGGAGCAAAAAGCUGAGGCUUUAGCUUUGAAGAUACGCACAACCGAGGUGCAGGUGAUGGUAGCAUCUGCGCAGAAGAACUUGAUGGAGGAGAGACUCAAACUUGUCACUGAACUUUGGAACGCUGGCAUCAAGGCUGAGGUGAUGUACAAGAGGAACCCAAAAUUGCUCAGUCAGCUACAGCACUGUGAGGAUUCUGGGAUCCCCCUUGUGGCGAUUCUUGGUGAACAGGAGCUAAAAGAUGGCGUUGUCAAACUCCGUGUUGUGGCCACCAGAGAUGAGGUUGAUGUUUCAAGAGCUGUUCUCGUCGAUGAGAUCAAGAGGAGGACGUCUGAGGCCUAGUUUUGUCACAAAUGCAUAUACUUGUUAGUUCAAGCAGUCUUGUGAAAAUAUACUUUCAUUAUAAUUUCUUCAGACUGCUUGUUUUGUGAAGAUACAUAAAGUUUACUGUUACCAAAUUAUGUUGCAGUUUCCAUUUCACUCAAAUGCAUUGAAUUGCUUUCACUUUUGACAUGAACCUGUGAAGAACAGCGCUUGUCAAAAAAUAAACUAAAAAAUUGGUACAUUUGUGUAUUUAAAUUUAGGUCUAACAAUGGGAGCACUUGUGUACUUGGCCUUCAAUUCUUGACAAAAAAGAUAUACUGUUAAUAAAACAUUUAAUUUUGCCUGAACCUUAA